AUGUCUCCGUUAGAUUUCUGGUCCACGUUCCAGAUUCCUAAAAAAGACGGUACUUUUCUGGCAGCGUCGUUUUUCCCGAAGAUCAGCUUGUUAGGGCUCAUCGUAUGCUUCGCACUGUUACGCAAACUCUAUCGACAUUUCUAUCCGGAACCCAUUCAUCAAAGCCUUUCGAGUCAAAGCAAGAACCAGUCGGCGAAUGAGAAGACAGCGCUGACACUUAAAGGCACGCUAACCAACUUUGGGGUCUCGACUGGUGCUGAACUUCAGGCCCGCUUUGGGGUUAUUUCUGACUAUAAGAAUUAUGUCUAUUUUAAAGGGAUGAAGUUUGCGUCUGCAGAUGGAGUGCACUGCUCCGGGUAUGUUAUUGUACAUAGUAAAUUUCUGGUAAAGUCGAAGGAUCUUUUGGCCAUUGCGAUGAUCAAACUCGCCCACGCUCGCUUCACGAAUGUAUACGUGUAUGAGGUGGAAGGCAACACGGUCAAGGAGACAGCCAGACUUGUAUACCCGGUAACUUUUGCAUGGUCGGAUUUGUGGCGACUCAAUGUUACAGUGUUGUUGUAA
This is a messenger RNA of Phytophthora infestans T30-4, 561 nucleotides long. RefSeq lists its product as uncharacterized. Bases 1 to 561 code for a protein of 186 amino acids. Lineage: Eukaryota; Oomycota; Peronosporomycetes; Peronosporales; Peronosporaceae. The transcript has a single exon. The record is from RefSeq and is a predicted model, not a curated record.